Durio zibethinus is the source of this 911-nucleotide messenger RNA. The record is from RefSeq and is a predicted model, not a curated record. Lineage: Eukaryota; Viridiplantae; Streptophyta; Magnoliopsida; Malvales; Malvaceae.
UAAAACUUUAAAGUCCCCCGAGAAGGUUUAUAGCACUCACAUUUCCAAGUACUCUUCUGAUCUGCUGCAUAACAAUGGAAGUGAUUACAAGGAUGGUUGCUGACAGGCCAGUGGUGAUCUUUAGCAGGAGCACUUGUUGCAUGAGCCAUACCAUCAAGACUCUCAUAAGUGGCUUUGGGGCAAAUCCUAAAGUUUACGAGCUGGAUGAAAUUCAGAACGGGCAACAGAUUGAAACGGCACUGCAGCAGAUGGGGUGCAAGCCCAGUGUACCAGCUGUAUUCAUAGGUCAGCAGCUCAUUGGAGGCCCUAAUCAAGUCAUGAGCCUCCAAGUCAAGAACCAGCUUGUCCAAUUACUCAUAAGAGCUGGAGCUAUAUGGAUUUGAAACGUGAAGUAAUUUUCUAUACUCAAGUUCAUUGCCAUGCUGCUAAACAAACUCAAAUAAGUGAUAUGGCUUUGUCUGUGUUUCCUUUUGGUUUUUGUAGUAUAUACAAUGAGUACUAUCACCGUUUAGAUAUUUUUGCAGAGCAUCCUUGUACACCUUUUUUGGGGCUGGGUUGUACUAAAUUUAGGAGGAACUUGUAUUUUAACUUGCUCAUGUAAUAUCCCUUGUCUGUGCUAAAUAAAGGUGCAUCUGCUAUUAUAUGCUGUAUUUAGUGGUUCAAACCUUGGACUUGGCAUUAAGUUCACUAUGUCCUGGGAACAUUAGCACAUUAAAUACAGGAGCAGAAACAGAACAACAAGCUUCAGGUGAGCAGUCCAUGUACCAGUAGCAGGAACUCAAAGUCAGCAAGGUAAACGACUUGAAUUAACAAGGUUGAGUACUUACAUUGUUGAGCUGUCCUGACUUUCUAUUCCGGAGUGUCAAAUAAGCUCUUCAAUUGUAUUAUGCAUUGGUGACCUUUUAAUGGAA